Nymphaea colorata (pocket water lily) is the source of this 3088-nucleotide messenger RNA. Its product is annotated as transcription termination factor MTERF2, chloroplastic-like. Gene Ontology annotation, biological process: regulation of DNA-templated transcription. Gene Ontology annotation, molecular function: double-stranded DNA binding. The transcript is spliced from 7 exons. The record is from RefSeq and is a predicted model, not a curated record. NCBI's taxonomy places the organism in Eukaryota, Viridiplantae, Streptophyta, Magnoliopsida, Nymphaeales, Nymphaeaceae. The coding region runs from base 96 to 2051 and encodes 651 amino acids.
AUAUUUUUCUCACUUCCCCGAAAGCGUAAAGCCGGGGACGUCGAAUCGCUUGAAGAGUAUCAGGAUAGCCUUUUUGAUGAAACUUUCGGUUGGCAAUGGCUGCCACAGACGUCCUACAUGCAAGCCACUGGGCCGAAGUCUGGUUCUUCCCUCAGCUAUCAUCUUCUAUCCUCACGAGACGGAGCCCUGCCUUCAAUCUCAACCUCAAGCUGCUCCAGCUACCAUCAUUCACCAACACCCCUCGUUCUCGUGCAUCGUCGUCGUUGCUGUGCCGUCGUUACUCCGAUUUCGACUCCCCGCUCGAAGCUCGAAUCACUGGCGAUGACGAAUCGGCGGCUCUUCUCAGGAAGCAGAACUCGAGGUCGUUGGCUGUGCUGCUCGACCCGCUUUCGCUUCCAGAAGCCGCAAGAGAAGAAGACCAAGAUGGAGGCGGUUCUAUCACAAGUAUCAGCAGCAAAGACAGAAUUGAUGAAGAAGGACUUCGCUUAGCCCUUGGUGGGGACGACGAGUCGAGGGCACCCGUGUUUCCGGGCUCGAUUUCCCUGUCCAGACGUCCAACCAUCGAAGAGCUUCUGCCCCGACACGGAGGCAAGGAGGAAAAGAUGCUGAGGCAGGCCCUGGAGCUCAGGCGGCACGCCGCUCGCGAGGUCCUCAUCGCAUCCAUGCGAGCUUCCAGGUUCAGCAUCACCUACUCUACCAACCUUGUCUCCCAUUUGGCGGAAUUCGUCGACGGCUUGAUUAUGGAGGCUGCUUCCAUGAAGAUGACACCUCAGUUCUCGCAUUCGACCUUCAAUUCGCGGGUGAAGGCCUGUAUCGAGAAGUGCGGAGUGGUUCCACUCAUCAGGUGGUUAAAACAUAAUUCAUUGACGUACCCGCAGAUCGGGAAGCUAAUAUGUUUGUCUGGUGGAGAUCUGGAGGGUUUGAGACAGAGGGUUCGGUGGUUAACAUAUGUUCAUGUUAAGGGAAGGAACAUCGGGGUGGUACUCACAAGAGCAGAUUCUGCUUUAAACCGUAGCCUGCAUGAAUUGAAUGAUAAUGUAGAUUAUCUGGAAGCGAAUGGGGUUAAGAGGGAUUGGAUGGGAUUUGUUAUCGGCCGAUGCCCGCAGAUUCUGACGUUGAACAUGGACGAGCUUAAAGCCCGAGUUAACUUCUAUCUAGAUCUUGGAAUGGAUCAGAAGGACUUUGGCACCAUGGUCUUUGAUUAUCCUAAGGCGAUUGGCUUCUUCAGUUUGGAAGAAAUGAAUGAAAAGGUUGGAUACCUGAAGGAAUUUGGGCUGGAAACGGAAGAACUUGGAAGAUUAUUGGCAUUCAAACCACAACUGAUGGGAUGUAGCAUUGAAGACAAGUGGAAGCCACUUGUUAAGUACUUCUAUUACUUGGGGAUCAAACGUGAUGGCAUGAAAAGAAUUCUUAUGAUGAAACCAAUGAUCUUUUGUGUUGAUCUGGAGUCAACAAUAGCGCCAAAGGUACGAUUUUUGCGGGACAUAGGUGUUGAAGAAGAUGCUAUAGGUGGUGUUAUAGUCAGAUUCCCAGCGUUGCUGACAUAUAGCCUUUACAAGAAAAUUCGGCCAGCAGUUGUCUUCUUGAUUACCAAAGCUGGUGUGAGUAGGCAGGAGAUUGGAAAAGUGAUUGCUGUGGAGCCGCAACUUGUUGGCUGCAGUGUAGCUAAUAAACUGGAAGUAAACGUGAAAUAUUUUCUGUCUUUAGGUAUUCCGCUUAGAUUGUUGGGAGAGAUGAUCAUUGAUUUCCCCAUGCUGCUUAAAUAUAAUCUGGAUGUACUUCGUCCGAAAUAUCGCUACUUACGGCAAACAAUGGUGCGGCCACUGCACGAUCUCAUUGAGUUCCCAAGGUUCUUUAGCUAUUCACUCGAGGGUCGUAUAGUUCCCAGGCACAAGAUUAUGGUGGCAAAUCGUAUAACUUUCAAGUUGCGCUACAUGCUUGCUAGUACAGAUGAGGAAUUCGAUCGCAGAGUCGAGACUGCAUUGGAAAAGCGCAGAAACUUUGAAUCUGGGUUGGCUGGGGAUGAUGGUACAAAUAACAAAGCAAAUUAGCUCAUGUUGUUGGAACCAUUUGCAGAGCUGACCUGUAUAGUGGCAGUGGCAUUUCUUUGACAGAUAAGUCUACCAGUGGUUGGAAUCUUCUUAGUUCAUUCUUGAGAGAUCCUUUGCACCAGAGCUUGACCUGCCUGCCUCUUUCUGCACGCUAUCUUCUGGCAAUAUUUUUUCCUUUUCAUCCUUUCGAUGAAUCAAGUGCUGUGCUGAAUUGAAUGGGAUUGGAUAAACAGAGAAGAGCUACGCUUAAAAUGGCAUACAAAGAAACUGAAGAAUGAAUCUUCUGACAGACAAAUCUUCUGUGCUUUCAGGAAGCUGGAUGUCCUUGUUUGACCAGUAGCUCAAGACAUCUUGAGUGUGCACAACUUAUAGCUCUAGAAUGCCAGUUUCCCCGCUUAUCUUGUAAUAUGGAUUAUUAGUUUUGUUUUAUUUGUUUUGUUUUAUUUGUUUAGUACGGUGAACGAUAGAUGUGACCAGCAGGUAGCGUUUAUUCAUCAAAUAGUCAAAUUCAAUUUGAAAUUGGGCCUAUCAAAAGGGAACAAGAACCAAAGAAGGAUCACGUGCCUCUAAACCUUUAGAUUGCUUAUGUAACUUCAUUAGAAGUAUGCAUGAGAUAUAUUUUGUUAGUGGGCUUAUUAUUUCCUGGAUCAGGGGAUCUCUCCACCAACUACCUAGCAUGGAAUUCUAGUUCGACAUGUUUGAUGCAGAAGCUUUUUUGUGGCAUAACGCUCACCUACAGAACCUUUGUUCCAUCGUGCUUUUCUCGACAAACUGUCAUCAAGAUUGCUGAGGCACUGCUGCAACUAGUAAAGAUGCUCACAUGGCUGAUAGAUGACUGUUCGUGGAGCCUGCCAAUGGGAAUAGGGAGACCCUCCUCUUUUAUGCUUCUAAGCUAUUCCCUUUCUUGGAUCUGUCCCAUUGCAAUGACCCCAUCGAUGUUUGUAAAUAGUAAUAGAGCUCCUUUUAUGAUUGAAAUUGCUCUUCAUUUACUUUUGUUCAAUAAUUGAAAAUGCAACAGUGGUUAAAGUUUCAAGUUA